CGCUUGCCGGACCAUUCUUUUUGAUAUCUCGAAAACAGACAAUGGUGGUCAGCGCCCCAAACAGUCCUUUCGGUGACGAUGCUUCCGUCAAGAUCUUUCUCGGCCCCGUUGUGGUGGAUGCUCCAUACAUGGUGGAUGUUCCGUCCCUGGUGGAUGCUCAGAACCGCCUGAAGAAGAUGUCCCACAAGACCCUAGUUAUUCGACAGGAUAUCCCAAAUUCAGUGGGGAGAGCCAAUCAUCCUAUCAUUGGCAACCAGCGUAUGUCCGUUUGCGCUCCCUCAUUGCGGCUCGGAAUAUGGAAGAUAAUCGGCAACUCGAACCGAGACUUAGUAGUGGUUGGAAAAAUUGCCUAUGAAGCUCUACAGUCUGUGCCCCAAGCAAUGGAAUGCCAUUUCAGCUGGUUUGAGAGUCAGUCAAUUCUGGACGAGCUCAUUUCCGUACAUUCGCUACGACGACUUCAAGAAGGAAUCCGGGUUACCGAUCUGACCCCAGGACAUGGCGUUGCAUUCGGCAAGACCGAGGCAUUCCAUGUAGCUUUUGCAGGGAAGCGGUGGCAGCAAGGUGGCAGGGUGACGAUGUUGUUUGUCAAGACCCCUACGCCUCCUGGGUGGACCUCCUUGUGGUCAUUUCUCCGUCGGUCUCCAAGCCAACCGAAAAAUACCUUGUGGUGGGCUGCUCUUGCAUUUGAUCAGGUUCUUCAAACCUAUACCGAGCAGAUACAAGAUUGUCUGGCGCUACUCGUUUGUGGCCCGUCCGGUUUGGAGGCGCAAAGCCAUUAUCGGGAAAUCACUCAGUCUGAGGUGCAAAUGUGCGAUAUGACGAGGUACCACGACAUCCACACGCAGGCGGAUGGGCGACACCUUGUGCGCGCCGGGAUGUUCGCUCUGGUGACGCCGAAUUCUCGACAACCUGAAGAGAGCGCCAAGACACUCCUGGCGUCACAACAACCCCAGGAGAAGAAUACCGAAAAGGAAGCACUGACAGUCCCGCUGGAAAAUGUUUCGACUCGUUACUGGUGGGAACAAAUACUAGAAACCGAUCAUUCGGAGAGGUCACCAUGUACUGACUGGCUUCGCUAUGGUAAAUGCGGCCAACCCUUGAAGGAAGCUCAAACCCUUGCAGGUUUGUGCGGUGUUUGCCAGACAGAUCUGAAGGAGUUUCCCCUCAUUUGGAAGUGCCAACAAUGCCAAAUGAUAGCUCAUACUUGUUGCGCAGGGUUCGAAGGCUGGGACCAUGAUAAGAAGGAUAUGUUCUGUCCAAAAUGUUCGUGUCGUUAUCCCGGGGUCGAAGCGAUAGAGAUGCCGGACCUCCUUCAUGGCUAUCUGACCCCUGCGCAGUUAAGAACCCUGGAAGAUUACUCGGCACGACAGCCACGUUACACUCGAUCACAGGCUUAAUUACUAUUAUUUGUAUAGAGAUUUGAGUGCCAUAGCCUAUAGCACUGCUGGUUUGUACGUAGAUAUACAUUACAGGCCAUACAGAAGGUAUACACCUGCCUCGGGCGCUUCUGCGGCCGUGCCUGAUUGACC
Molecule: messenger RNA, 1529 nt
Organism: Cladophialophora immunda
Lineage: Eukaryota; Fungi; Ascomycota; Eurotiomycetes; Chaetothyriales; Herpotrichiellaceae
Exons: 1
Source: RefSeq, a predicted model, not a curated record